Molecule: messenger RNA, 1291 nt
Organism: Arachis ipaensis
Lineage: Eukaryota; Viridiplantae; Streptophyta; Magnoliopsida; Fabales; Fabaceae
Source: RefSeq, a predicted model, not a curated record
ACAUUACAUACUCUACUCUCCCUCCCUCCGACUCAUCAACAGUUAGUUAAUUUAUUGCUUAGUACUUGAAUUAAGCUACUAAUAAUUUGGGUUACUACUAAGUACUAUAUAUAUAUAUAUUUUGCAGUUAGCAUUUCGAAAUUGAAAGAAGAUAGAAAGAUCAAAUCAGUUGCAUCGAUUUCGUUGGAACGCAUUUUCAAAUCUGGUUCAUUGCAUUUGCAUACAUAAUAUACUCCCAUAACAUUCACCCAGAACCUCACACUCCUCCACCUCCGAUCUUCUCACAUGGCCCGAACUCCCUCCGCCGGAAUUCUCAGCCUCCUCUGCCUCCGCCUACCGCUCUCGCCAGCCUUCGGACAAAAUAGGAGAGGUUCUCCGCGGGAGCCAGCUCACCGAGGAAGAAGAACAGAGUUUAAUCAAGAUGAAACCAAGAUCAGGGUACAAAAUGAAUGAAAUUUCUGGAAACGGUAUAUUUCCGGCCAGUGAUGCAAAUUCAAACAGCAGGACAAGCAUACGCAUAUAUAAGCAAGCACCGAAUGGAGUUAGUCAGAUAUCAUUCAGCACAGAAGGAAGCAUCCCUCCUAAGAAACCAACCUCUCUACCUGAGGUAACAAAGCAGCGUGAACUGAGUGGAACGUUGCUAACUGAACCAGACUCAAGGACUAAGAGGCAAAUAUCAAGCGCCAAGACCAAGGAGCUGGUUGGAAAUGAUAUAUUUGGUCCUGCCCUUGAAGUUGUGCCUCGUUCCGCGGCACCUGCACACACUUUUGAAAUGGAAGAAAGCAAAGAAAUAGGAGAACCCUUUCCACCAAAUGUGCGCACCUCAGUGGAAGUUUCCGAUCCUGCAGGAGGCCCAAGUAAUGUCUCAUUCAGCGAAGAGUCAGUCAAUAAGACAUCAAAAAAGCUACAUAGCCAGAAGUUUGCAGAACUGACAGGCAACAAUAUUUUCAUGGAAGAUGGCCCUGCGGUAUCAGCGGAAAAGCCCCUGAGCAGUGCUAAACUUAGAGAAAUGACCGGGAGUGACAUAUUCGCAGAUGGAAAAGCAGAAACCAGAGAGUAUUUAAGAGGUUCCCGCAGACCCCCUGGUGGAGGAAGCAGCAUUGCUUUGGUUUGAGCUUUAUAUUAUGAUAGUUGGAUUUGUCCUAUGUAACCUUCCUAUAAUAAUGUCUUUACUGCAAGGAUUGGCGUGUUGGGAUAUCAGCAUUGUAUAGUCAAGUCAUGGUAUAACUCGACGCAGUAUAAUAAAUCUGCUACAUAUCUACGAUAAUUGUCUAUUUAUUUUGAUAUCAAC